This is a messenger RNA of Kickxella alabastrina, 915 nucleotides long. RefSeq names its product P-loop containing nucleoside triphosphate hydrolase protein. The record is from RefSeq and is a predicted model, not a curated record. The transcript has a single exon. Gene Ontology annotation, molecular function: ATP hydrolysis activity; ATP binding. NCBI's taxonomy places the organism in Eukaryota, Fungi, Kickxellomycota, Kickxellomycetes, Kickxellales, Kickxellaceae. The annotation marks the transcript as partial.
GUCGACGAUCGGCUGAAGAACAUCGACCCCAAGAUGAUCGAGAUGAUCGAGAACGAGAUCCUCACAACGCCGCAGGCCAUCACCUGGGACGACAUUGCCGGCCUCGGCCACGCGAAGCGCGCCGUGCACAUGGCCGUCAUCUAUCCACUGCUCAAGCCCGAGCUCUUCCAAGGCAUCCGCGCGCCGCCCAAGGGCUUGUUGCUUUUUGGCCCGCCGGGCACCGGCAAGACACUCAUUGCGCGCUGCAUCGCCAGUCAGGCCGGCGCGACGUUCUUUAACAUCAGCGCGUCGUCGCUCACCUCAAAGUGGAUCGGCGAGGGCGAAAAGAUGGUGCGCGCGCUGUUUGCUGUUGCGCGCGUGCGCCAGCCCACAGUCAUCUUCAUCGACGAGAUCGACUCGCUGCUGACCCAGCGCACAGACGGCGAGCAGGAGGCGACGCGCCGCAUCAAGACCGAGUUUCUGGUGCAGCUCGAUGGCUGCGGCACGUCGUCCGAGGACCGAAUCAUCCUGCUUGGCGCAACGAAUCGGCCGCAGGAGUUGGAUGAGGCUGCCAGGCGCCGCUUCCCCAAGCGUCUGCUCGUGCCACUGCCCGAUCGCGCCGGCCGCCGCACCAUUGUGGCCAAUAUGAUGCGCAAGCAGGUGAACAGCCUGACUGACGCGCACAUGGACGAGAUCUGUGACCAGACCAACGGCUACUCGGGCGCCGACAUGGACACGCUGUGCCGCGAGGCCGCCUACGGCCCAAUCCGCUCCAUUGCGGACAUCACCACUGUUAGCGUCGAUGACGUGCGCCCAAUUGCAAUGGAGGACUUUGCAUAUGCACUGACCCAGGUCCGCCCGAGCGUCAGCCCAAAGGACUUGGAAAUCCAUAUCGAGUUUAACAAGCUCUAUGGAAUGUCGGUCGCAGAUGGAUAA